AUGAAAAGUUUGGAACUCGUUGGCGAGGCUCUACAACUUGAAUUCAAUAUUCGUCAACAUUCUGAUAUUUGGCUCGCAGACCAUAAUGAACAAGCAAAUCAUAAAGCAGGUUACAAACAGAAGCCUGACAUAGUUAUGUGA
Messenger RNA from Entrophospora sp. SA101, 141 nucleotides. Lineage: Eukaryota; Fungi; Glomeromycota; Glomeromycetes; Entrophosporales; Entrophosporaceae. The record is from the annotation of a GenBank genome assembly.